Cydia amplana is the source of this 411-nucleotide messenger RNA. RefSeq lists its product as uncharacterized. The coding region runs from base 176 to 349 and encodes 57 amino acids. Lineage: Eukaryota; Metazoa; Arthropoda; Insecta; Lepidoptera; Tortricidae. Gene Ontology annotation, cellular component: mitochondrion. The transcript has 2 exons. The record is from RefSeq and is a predicted model, not a curated record.
AGUAGCUCUUAUAGAUUUUUCUGUGCGAGUUUCGCAUGUGUUAAUUAUAUGGCGAUACUCAAGUUUCUUCAAAGGAACCUGGUGAGCAUCUCAUUCCCAACUCUCACUGCGACUCUUAUUUGGCUGGACUAUAGUCACACCAAGAAGUGGAAGGCCGUGCAGAAACAAAUCUAAAAUGGCAUUGUUUGGUAUCACGACCCGCUAUGUCUGGUUUGCAGUUCCAUUAACUGGCUUCUUGAUUGGCAAGUUUGUGGACGACCAGGAGACGUUGAGGAUGACCAAUUACAGAGACAAGUCUUGUUUGUACGGUCCCAACAAAAAGGAAUGCGACCCACCAUCAUGGCCCUGAAUUAUGUCUCUUGAAAUAAGUAGCUUAAUGUACUUCUAUCAAAUAUAGUGUGUUUAAAGUAA